AUGGCUUGGGAACAUCUGAGCGUCGACAAGCCGCACUUGGUCUACAUCAUCCUCGGCGGCUUCACCAGUCUGUUCAUGUUAUGUUCGUCCCUCAUUAAAGAAAAACUAUACAUCGGCGAGGCCACCGUCGCCACCAUCUGCGGUAUCAUUUUCGGCCCACAUGCAGCCAACCUUAUCGACCCUAGUACGUGGGGAAACGAGGACCGUAUCACUUUGGAGUUCGCCCGUAUCGUUCUAGUCGUACAAUGUUUCGCCGUGGGUGUCGAACUGCCAAAGUUUUACAUGGAGCGUCAUUGGCGAUCUGUUACCCUUCUCCUGAUCCCUGUCAUGACAUUCGGAUGGCUUGUUACCAGUCUGUUUAUCUGGGCUCUCAUCCCACCGCUCAACUGGCUCGACAGUCUCUGCGUUGCUGCUUGUGUUACUGCUACUGAUCCUGUUCUUGCUUCUUCAGUCGUUGGUAAAGGCAAGUUCGCCCAGAGAGUCCCCAAGCAUUUGAGAGAUUUGCUAUCUGCUGAAUCUGGUUGCAACGACGGUAUGGCCUUCCCCUUCAUCUACCUGGCCAUCUACAUCAUUCGCUACCACCAUCAUCCCAAUGAAGUUGCUCUCAAUUGGUUCUGCGUUUCGAUUUUGUAUGAAUGUGUGUUCGGCGCUAUUUAUGGUGUCAUCAUUGGCUACAUUGCUCGCCACGCCGUCAGAUAUGCACACGAACACAAUCUGAUCGAUCGUGAAUCUUUUCUGGUAUUCUACUUCGUGCUGGCUCUGUUCUGUGCUGGUUCCGGAUCCAUCUUGGGAAUCGAUGAUCUGCUCGUUGGGUUUGCUUGUGGAGUUGGUUUCAGCAACGAUGGUUGGUUUACGGAAAAGACUGAGGAAUCUCACGUUUCGAACGUUAUUGACUUGCUCAUCAACUUGGCCUUCUUUGUCUACUUUGGCACCAUCAUCCCCUGGGCUCAAUACAACUCCGCGGUUAUUGGUCUGAGUGCUUGGAGAUUGGUUGUGAUUGCAAUCUUGGUGUUGCUGUUCCGUCGUAUACCAAUCAUGCUUGCGCUGAAGCCUAUCAUACCCGAUAUCAAGACUUGGAGAGAGGCUCUUUUCGCUGGACACUUUGGGCCCAUCGGUGUCGGUGCAAUUUUCGUCGCCAUUCUUGCUAGAGCGGAGCUUGAAACUGACUCUACAACGCCGCUUGGAGAAUUGCCAGCACCUGGAUUCGAACAUCUGAACAUCAUUGAACUCAUCUGGCCCAUCACAACCUUCCUGGUCAUUACCUCAAUUUUGGUUCAUGGAUCCUCAAUCGCUGUGUUCACCCUCGGAAAGCACAUCAACACUCUUACUUUGACAAUGUCCUACACUCAAGGUAACGACCCAUCGUGGAUGGACAGACUCCCUCGUAUUCAGUCACGUUCCAAGACUUCCAUGUCUCAAAACAGACCUGAUGACACGGACGAUACGCUCGCAGAGAAGGGCGAAUAUGGUGCCUUCCCUCCCAACUUCCUUCGUCGCCAACGUGAAGAUGAUACUCCUGCUCGCCCCUUGAGCAGACGUAGGUCAAGAAAGUCUCAGUAUGGCGCUGGCGGCCCCAUUAGUGAAUCAGCUAUCAGACCGCAACGCAGCGAAAGCGAGAAGCUUGAGGAGUCCACUUCUCGUAGUGAGUCUGACGCUUCGCCGAACCAUAAACACGGCAAGCCUCCAUUGGGUCCUGCCAAGUGUGAUGAUGAUGAGCCUGACGAGCCUGGUGAGCCUGAGGGUGAAGUCUACGAAGAGGGUGGCGAGACUGUCUAUGAGGAUGAAGAAGGCAAUGUCCUUGCUGUCAAGAAGACUCACCCAGGCGACACUGAUGAACAAAGAGAAGAACGCGAGAGAGCCGAACUUAAGAAAUUGAUGCACGAUCAGGAUAUCCAUCACGGUGUUGCCCGUAGAAAGGACAAUCACACCGAAGAUGAAGACGAGGAUGGAGCAGUAAUGCACGAAUUCAAGAAGAUGGGCGGCGAAGGAAUCCAAGCAAUGGAGCAUCCUCAAAAGGAAUGGCGCAAGAAGAUGGCUCAUCUCGGAGGCCUUCGUAAGAAGGAGGACCACGGUGACAAGCCAACAGCCAAGAAACCCGCACCAAAGCGAGGUCCUGCACGUGCUUACCAAUUUGGAAACACUAUCAUUGUGGAAGACGAAGACGGUGAGGUGUUGAAGAAGUACGAUAUUGAGGCUCCUCCGAAGAAAUCGAAGCCUGCAAAGGAAGGAGAAGCCGGCACAUCGGCUGAAGGCUCCAAGCCUGCAGGACCUACUAGACGAGGUCUCGCUCGCAUGGGAACCGCUCUGAGCAUCACAGGACGCAAGGGCGAUGAGAUGGAUGCUUCCAACGCCAGGGAAGAGAAGAGAAGAAAGAAGGCCGAGCAAGAGGCUGAGGAUGAUGAGCGCUUGCGUUUCACUGUUGGCGCUGGCGGUCAAAGGAUGAGCAAAGCCGAGUUUGUCAGACAAAUUUCCAGUCUCAAUCCCAGGCAGCGUGCUUCGCUGGUUGAGGAAAGCGAUCUACCCGAAGCCGUCAAGAAAGAGGCACGCGAAGGCGCCAAGAAGGGCAACGAGGAUGCAAUUCCUCAUCGCCUGCAUUCGAUGCCCGAGAAUAGACCCGUCAGAUUAUCGAGCAGAGAUGCUGAGACAAGCCUCAGAGGUGAAUCUCCUGCAGUCACUGGCCAACCUGACUUGGCGGAUAACGCCAAGGUCAAGAGAAUGCCGAGUCACGCAGACGCUCCCUCUGGACCCGAAGGCCUGACUCUGGUCGACUCCAACGAUGAAGUCGUACCUUUCCACGAUGUGACCGGUGAUCUUCGCAGAUCAAGCGGUGCUGGUGAAACACCAGCUGAGAAGCGCCGCAGAGAGGCACGCGAACGUGCAGAACAAUCACGCCGGGAAGCGAUCGAGGAGGACAGUGAGGACGAUGGCACUGCCAGAAUCCCUCCCACUCGCCCUCAACCUGAAGGCCGCUAUCCAUCUGACGUCGAGACCGAGACUGCCGCCGAACGCCGCCGUAGAGAAGGAGCUCUUGCAAGACACUCGGACAACGAUUCACAAGCCGAUUACUUCAACAGCCGUGCCCGCGACGUUCGUCUUGCAAGCGGCAGCGCACGCCCUGCCAAAUCUCGCCUCGACUCUGAUACUGAAGGUGAGACGGCCGCAGAGCGCAGACGCAGAGAAGGUGCUCUCGGAAUUACUCAAGAAGAAAGUGACAGCGAGGAUGAAGACAACGCACCUCGCCAACCACCAACCAACAUCAGAUUCGCCGAACCACAGAGACCUCAACAAGCCGCCACAUCUACCACUCACCGCACCAGUCGUUUGCGCUGGGGCAAGAACAGGAAAGAUUGA
Aureobasidium melanogenum CBS 110374 is the source of this 3351-nucleotide messenger RNA. Its product is annotated as Na+/H+ antiporter. Gene Ontology annotation, biological process: sodium ion export across plasma membrane; regulation of membrane potential; proton export across plasma membrane. Gene Ontology annotation, molecular function: sodium:proton antiporter activity. Gene Ontology annotation, cellular component: plasma membrane. The coding region runs from base 1 to 3351 and encodes 1116 amino acids. The record is from RefSeq and is a predicted model, not a curated record. Lineage: Eukaryota; Fungi; Ascomycota; Dothideomycetes; Dothideales; Saccotheciaceae. The transcript has a single exon.